CGCUCGGUUCCAGGCUGCAGCGAUACACGCUUCAUUAGAAGCGGAGUUACAUGCAGGACUCCUCAGUGCACGCGCAUCCGACCCCAUUGUUGCAGUAAGGAAGCCAGAUAUACUUGCCUUUCCGCUCCAUCCUUGAUCACCUGAACACCAACCAUGCGUGAGUGCAUCUCCAUCCACGUGGGCCAAGCCGGUGUGCAGAUUGGCAAUGCAUGCUGGGAGCUCUACUGCCUGGAACAUGGGAUCCAGCCGGACGGCCAGAUGCCCAGUGACAAGACCAUCGGAGGAGGGGAUGAUUCCUUCAACACCUUCUUCAGUGAGACUGGAGCUGGGAAGCAUGUUCCCAGGGCUGUGUUUGUAGAUCUGGAGCCUACAGUGAUCGAUGAGGUACGCUCUGGGACCUACCGCCAGCUGUUCCACCCUGAACAACUCAUCACUGGCAAAGAAGAUGCUGCCAACAACUACGCCCGUGGGCACUACACCAUUGGCAAAGAGAUCAUCGACCUGGUGCUGGACAGGGUCCGCAAGCUGGCUGACCAGUGCACAGGCCUUCAGGGUUUCCUGGUCUUCCACAGCUUUGGAGGUGGUACCGGUUCUGGUUUCACCUCUCUGCUGAUGGAACGCCUGUCAGUUGACUAUGGCAAGAAAUCCAAGCUGGAGUUCUCCAUCUACCCAGCUCCCCAGGUGUCCACAGCUGUAGUGGAGCCCUACAACUCCAUCCUGACCACCCACACCACCCUGGAGCACUCUGAUUGUGCUUUCAUGGUGGACAAUGAGGCCAUCUAUGACAUCUGCCGUAGGAACCUCGAUAUUGAGCGCCCCACCUACACCAACCUCAACAGGCUUAUUAGUCAAAUAGUUUCCUCCAUCACAGCCUCCCUUCGAUUUGAUGGUGCCCUGAAUGUUGAUCUGACAGAGUUCCAGACCAACUUGGUGCCUUAUCCUCGUAUCCACUUCCCUCUUGCUACAUAUGCCCCAGUCAUUUCUGCAGAGAAGGCCUACCAUGAGCAGCUUUCUGUAGCCGAGAUCACCAAUGCCUGCUUUGAGCCGGCUAAUCAGAUGGUCAAAUGUGACCCCCGUCAUGGCAAGUACAUGGCCUGCUGUCUGCUGUACCGUGGUGACGUGGUGCCCAAAGAUGUCAAUGCUGCCAUCGCCACCAUCAAGACCAAGCGCACCAUCCAGUUUGUGGACUGGUGCCCCACUGGUUUCAAGGUGGGCAUUAACUACCAGCCCCCUACUGUGGUUCCUGGUGGAGACCUGGCCAAGGUUCAGAGAGCAGUGUGCAUGCUGAGCAACACCACUGCUAUCGCUGAGGCCUGGGCUCGCCUGGACCACAAGUUUGACCUGAUGUACGCAAAGCGAGCCUUUGUUCACUGGUAUGUGGGUGAGGGUAUGGAGGAGGGAGAGUUCUCUGAGGCCAGAGAAGACAUGGCAGCUCUAGAGAAGGAUUAUGAAGAGGUGGGCGUCGACUCCAUUGAAGGGGAGGGAGAAGAAGAGGGAGAGGAGUAUUAGAAAUAUCUUGUCAAACAGUGCAGCACAUCUUGGUCAGAAUUUAAAUCUCAGCUGUUCUUCGUAUGGUAGUUUAGAGAACUUAGUAGUGCUAUCAAACAUGAAACAUGUAGAUUGGUGUCUGUUGGCUACAUAUGGUGAUGGAAAUGUGUUGUAGUUUGAAAAGAGGUGCUAGUUGUUAUGGAAUAUGUUGUAUUCUCCAUGCACACUCAACUUUUACAAUUUUGGCUCAUCAUCUGUUGGUGUAUAAUAAAUUAUGUUGUCACUGUUCAAA
Messenger RNA from Brienomyrus brachyistius, 1780 nucleotides. RefSeq names its product tubulin alpha-1B chain. Bases 154 to 1509 code for a protein of 451 amino acids. Lineage: Eukaryota; Metazoa; Chordata; Actinopteri; Osteoglossiformes; Mormyridae. The record is from RefSeq and is a predicted model, not a curated record. Gene Ontology annotation, cellular component: cytoplasm; microtubule. Gene Ontology annotation, biological process: microtubule cytoskeleton organization; mitotic cell cycle. The transcript is spliced from 4 exons. Gene Ontology annotation, molecular function: GTP binding; structural constituent of cytoskeleton.